This is a messenger RNA of Lachancea nothofagi CBS 11611, 717 nucleotides long. Lineage: Eukaryota; Fungi; Ascomycota; Saccharomycetes; Saccharomycetales; Saccharomycetaceae. The record is from the annotation of a GenBank genome assembly.
AUGUUUCGCUCUGGUAAUUUAAACUUGCGUCGUGCCUUUCAAAUGAAGCUGUUUGCGAACCCUUCCAGGCAUCUUUUCACGAGUUCGGCAGGGCUAAAGCUAAAUUCGCGGACACAUUUGAGAACUGCCGCCACGGCAAUGACUGUUGGGACUCUGCUUGGAUUUUUGGCCUCUGGAUCUCUCAUCGGACUGGAAACGUCUGAAAAGACACAGUCGAAGGCACAAUCCCCUUCGGAGGAUGCUGUUAAGGCGUCAGAGACGUCGAAACUCGCACCAGACGCUUCUGAGGACGGAGAAUCUAAGCCUCAGGCUGCGUACGACCCAGAUACUGGUGUCAUAAACUGGGAUUGCCCCUGUCUAGGUGGGAUGGCCCAGGGCCCAUGUGGUGAAGAGUUCAAAGCAGCAUUUUCCUGUUUUGUCUACUCUGAAGAUGAACCCAAAGGCAUCGAUUGCAUAGAAAAGUUCAAAGGCAUGCAGGAUUGCUUUAGAAAGUACCCAGAGCACUAUGCCGAUCAAAUAAAGGAUGAAGAAGACGCCGCUCAAGCCGCUCAGGAAAUGGAGUCUAAAAAUGAUCAGACACAAAUGGUUCCCGAGGCAAAACACAUGCACCCCGAAGAGUCUACUCCAAUCCUCCAGCAAGAGGCUGACUUCGGCACAGGUUUAAGUCCGGAAAACAUCAAAAAUGAGGCCGAGCAGGCACCAGAAAAAGACGAAUAG